AUGGAGCCAAAGUACAAAAAAAGCGUCAUCAAGCUGAACGUGGGCGGCCGUCGGUUCGAGACCACAGCAGCCACGCUCGCGCCCAUUGGCUCGCCGCCGACGUUCUUCUCCUCCCUCCUCGCCCACGGCGACGCCGACGCCGACGAAUACUUCAUCGACCGCGAUGGCGACACCUUUGCUCCAGGUGUGGCCGGCACACACCUCGCCACCGUGAAAAGACCUUGCCACGCCCACCCGUCACCGCUCCCGCGUGCAGUCCUCAACUACCUGCGGUCGGGCCGGCUGCACGUGCCUCCGACCCUGAGCGAGGCGGCCGUGCGAGACGAGGCGACCUUCUACUGCGUGCCGCUCCCUCCCGCCGCUCCCCCCUGCCGAGUGCGCCACGACGGCCUGUACAUCUCGUUUGGCGUCGCGCCGGCGGCGGUGGCCGCCUCGGCGGCGGAGGGGAGGCCGCCGCCCGCGGAGGAGGAGCACGUGCGCGCCUACCUCGCCCUCCACGCCGACGGCAGCGGCGUGCUCGGUCGGCGGGAGGCGGACGGCCAGUGGAGCGCCAUGAAGGUGAGCCACGAGAGCCUCGCGGGCGGGCUGCUGCGGGUCAAGCGGCGGCCCGCGCGGGGCGAGGCGGAGGAGGAGUGGCCGCUCGAGCUGGCCGCCGCCGUGCUCCAGGGCGGCUCGAUCCACGUGGUCGCGUGCGGCCGCGUCGGCCGGCUGGAGCGGCCCUUUCACUUUUGCGAGAGCCGCGCGCCGCCGGCGGGCUCCGCCUUCGCCUCCGACCUCAUCGCGCCGGCGGCGGGCCGCGCGGCGGCGGGGCGCGUCGUGCUCGCCUUCGAGGAGGAGGAGGCCGUGUGCGGCGUCAUGGCAACCUCGUCGCAGCCGGGCUGGUCGCAGGCCGCCUCCUCGCCGUACGCCGCGGCGCUCGGCAGCCGCCCCACGCUGCCGCCGCGCCCGACCUCGCCGUCGCACGAGGCGCGGACCCGGCUGGCGCGCAGCGCGUCGUGGUACGAGGCGGCGGCGAGCGUGACACACGUCAGUUGCGGCUGCGACGAUCUGUGGCACCUUGCCAUCGACAACCCGCAGUUCUCGGCGACGGUCGACAUGCUGUGCCUGGGCGAGCGCGGGCUGGUGGAGUUUGUCAAGCUUCACAGCGGACACAACGCGCAGCCCAUCUUUUAUCGGCCGCUGCGAGAGUCGCCCCACCCGUGGCAAAGAGAGGCCACGGCUCGAGAUUGA
This is a messenger RNA of Emiliania huxleyi CCMP1516, 1230 nucleotides long. RefSeq lists its product as hypothetical. The transcript has 2 exons. The record is from RefSeq and is a predicted model, not a curated record. Gene Ontology annotation, biological process: protein homooligomerization. Bases 1 to 1230 code for a protein of 409 amino acids. Lineage: Eukaryota; Haptophyta; Isochrysidales; Noelaerhabdaceae.